AUGCUGCCAGCCGAGAAGCUACGAGAGCUGCGCGUGCUUAUGAGCCGCACGAACGUGCGUCUGCUGCCCCUUCGCCAUCUCCUGGGCAAGACGGAGAAAGGGGCAGCGUCGGAGCUCACAGGUCGGCCAUUGCAAGCUUUCCUAGUCGACACAGCGGACGCGCAUCAGAGCGAAUAUGUUGGAGAUGCGCAUAAGCGACGCGAGUUCCUCACGGGCUUUACGGGCUCCAAUGGUACCGCACUGGUGACACCCGAUCAAGCGUUUAUGUGGACGGAUGGCCGCUAUUUCUUACAGGCGGAACAGGAGCUGAGCGACGACUGGACGCUCAUGAAGAGCGAGGAACCGGGUGUUCCUUCCAUCGAGCAGUGGACUAAAAAGAAUCUGCCUAACGACAGCUGCCUGGCCAUUGACCCGUACUUGACGUCUGUAUUGGCGGCUCGAAACUUCGCCAAAGUGCUUAAAGAGACGAAGAUCGAGCUGGUGGCUCUGCAUGAGACCGAGAACCUCGUGGAUCUCGUUUGGGAGGACCGUCCAGCUGUAGCUCCGUCGCAAGUGACUUUCCUCUCCGACGAGUAUACUGGACGCUCAGUUGCAGACAAGCUUAAGAGUUUGAGAGAAGCAGUGAAGGACAAGGGAGCAGACGCCAUCGUGCUCACGGCUCUGGACGACAUCGCGUGGCUCUUUAACAUCCGUGGCAAUGACGUCGAGUUCAACCCCGUCGUUACGUCAUACGCGGUUGUGACGCCGGAUAAAGCGACUUUGUUCUUGGACGCAGCCAAUCAGGACGAUGUGACGCAGCACUUGCGUCCUAGCGGUGUAGAAUGCAAACCCUACUCGAGUAUGUUGAAGGAGGUAUCGGCAUUAACUGCAUCAAACAAGGAUACAAAGAUUCUGGUGGACCCUGCGCAGUGCAACGUCGCUGUGUUUCUAGCCAUCCCCGCUGCAAACCGUAAGGAAGAUACGUCCGUGGUUAUGGCCCAGAAGGCUAUUAAGAGUGCUGUGGAGAUUGAAGGAAUGCGUCAGGCACACCUGCGUGACGGUGCUGCGCUUGUCAAGUACUUCAGCUGGUUGGAAAAGGAGAUGGACGCUGGCAAUGAGGACCAAUGGGACGAAGUUCUCGUCGCUGACAAGCAGGAACAAUUCCGUAGCCAAGCGAAAGACUACGUGUCACUGAGUUUCGACACCAUCUCGUCGAUCGGCGCUAAUGGAUCCAUCAUCCACUAUUCGCCGAAACGUGGAGAAUGUUCCAAAAUGUCGACGUCUGCCAUGUACCUGAACGACUCUGGAGCUCAGUACUUGGACGGCACGACCGAUGUGACUCGGACGCUGCAUUUCGGACAGCCUACUGCGUAUGAAAAGUCUUGCUUUACUCACGUGCUGAAGGGGCAUAUUGCUCUUGCCAGCACUGUCUUCCCGGACAAGAUGGAAGGCGUCAAACUCGACGCUAUUACGCGUGCACCAUUGUGGAAAGCUGGUCUGGACUACCGUCACGGAACGGGCCAUGGUGUGGGUGCAUUCCUCAACGUACACGAAAAGGGUGUGUUGAUGUCGUUCCGCUUGAACCCGAACGGACUGAAGAUUCAGGACGGCAUGGUCCUCAGUAACGAGCCUGGAUACUAUGAAGACGGCAAGUUUGGCAUCCGUAUUGAAAGCGUGAUGGUUGUCAAGAAGGCUCAUCACAUCAAGAGUCCGCUUAACCGCGAUUUCUGCGAGUUUGAGACGCUCACCAUGGCUCCAAUUCAGCAGAAACUCAUCGACGCGAGUCUUCUCACGCCCGAGGAGAUCAAGUGGCUUAACGCGUACCACAAAGAGGUCCACGACAAGCUGCAGCCUCUGUUGAAGGACGAUCCGGAUACCUACGCGUACCUCGUUCGCGAAACGAAGCCCCUGUCGUUGCCUUAG
Messenger RNA from Phytophthora nicotianae INRA-310, 1902 nucleotides. RefSeq lists its product as hypothetical. The coding region runs from base 1 to 1902 and encodes 633 amino acids. The record is from RefSeq and is a predicted model, not a curated record. Lineage: Eukaryota; Oomycota; Peronosporomycetes; Peronosporales; Peronosporaceae. Gene Ontology annotation, molecular function: metalloaminopeptidase activity. The transcript is spliced from 4 exons.